Aedes albopictus (Asian tiger mosquito) is the source of this 1379-nucleotide messenger RNA. RefSeq names its product probable transmembrane reductase CYB561D1. Lineage: Eukaryota; Metazoa; Arthropoda; Insecta; Diptera; Culicidae. Gene Ontology annotation, molecular function: heme binding; transmembrane monodehydroascorbate reductase activity. The record is from RefSeq and is a predicted model, not a curated record. The transcript is spliced from 3 exons. Bases 154 to 1200 code for a protein of 348 amino acids.
UGCGAUAACACAUGACAACAAUACAACAGCUGCUUUAGGGCACAGCGUAAAUGUGAAUUAAAAUAGAUAGUUGGUUUCAGUUUCAUCUCACCUCAAGAAGUGUGAAUACAGUUCGUCGUAGAAAUCCGGUUUAACGCGUUCAUCGCUCUCAAGAUGAAGAACGAAGAAAACGAAAGUGAUUCCAAUGUACCGUACAGCCGGAUGGGGGCGUUUGAUUCUUCUGGUUCGCUGGAAAGUCGCGAUCGCAGCGAUCCUCGUCAUCAUCAAGAUCCUCGUACUACUGAGUCGGUCCAAGAUCAUCAAGGAAGUGAUAACAGGCAACGUUCUCAACGUACUAACAGCACGAAUGAUAGUGACCUUAUCAGUGAGCCCGUAAUGGAUGAAGUAGAGGCGGAUGAAAUCAUUUCGGCGGCUGAAGGUUUUGGCAGCGGAGCACGGCGAGGAUCUACACAAUCCACGACGGACAAGCAACAGGUGGUGUACGGCAAGACGACAACCGCAACGAGAACGGCCCAACAGCAGCAGCAACAAGCCACGAUCAGAAUGUUGAGCAUACGGUUACUUCUGGUCAACUUGCUGGCAAACUUUCUAAUGUUUGCCAUAGCCGGUUUCAUCACCUAUCAUUGCUUCAACAAAGCCACCGUACUGUUUUCGUGGCAUCCGACGUUUAUGAGCAUCGGGUAUUUCAUCCUGAUGUCCCAGGCCGUACUGACCCUGUCCGGAGCGAACCUUCUAACCUACAGGCAGCACCAGAAAACCCGUGUCCUCAUCCACUGGCUGCUGCAGGCUCUGGCUGGCAUUCUCAUCACCAUUGCCUUCGUGUGCAUCUUUCUGAACAAGGUUCGCAUGGAGAAGAAACACUUCCAAACGACCCAUGCAAUAGUCGGCCUCAUAACGGUCAUCCUCACGUUAGCCUCCAUUGGGGGAGGCAUUUUCACCAAGUACGGCUACCAGCUGCGACACCUAGUGAGACCGAUCUAUUCCAAAAUCAUGCACGGAGUGGCCGGCACAGUGACUUACAUCAUGGGAUCCGCCACAAUCGCUUUGGGGGUUUACUCCCAGUGGUUCCAGGAGGACAACAACGGCCAGGUUCGAUUGGCGCUCCUGAUUGGGAUCAUUGCCGUUACGUUGUAUGUGAUUGUCAACCCGAUUGCAGCUACCAUCAGCCGAACAAAGACUGCCCUGAGGAGCACGCUAUGAGCGUCUUAACUGCUGAAUUAAUAUUUAUUAUACCCUUAUCGCCUUCUUAUCUAACCGAUUCUAAGAGAGAGGGCAGUAGAUCAUAGGCAAUCAAAAAGUUGAAUAACCCUUAUUAGGUAUCUACCGCUUUAGGCUUUAAAGAUUUGGCUUUCGAAGAAUAUAUUUUUGAAAUAUUUUUU